Schistosoma haematobium is the source of this 3751-nucleotide messenger RNA. It is a transcript of the gene SSR1, whose product is annotated as SWI/SNF and RSC complex subunit Ssr1. The record is from RefSeq and is a predicted model, not a curated record. Gene Ontology annotation, cellular component: endoplasmic reticulum; endoplasmic reticulum membrane. The coding region runs from base 1 to 888 and encodes 295 amino acids. Lineage: Eukaryota; Metazoa; Platyhelminthes; Trematoda; Strigeidida; Schistosomatidae. The transcript has 6 exons.
AUGUUAUUUUGUUUUAAUCGACCAAUUAUUAAAUUUGCGACACGUAUUGAUGACGUCCUUCGAUGCAUUAGUUUAAUCAUGUUGUCUUGUAACUUUGCAUAUUAUUCAUGGAUCUUACUUCUAUGUAGCAAUUAUAUACUUAAUUCUUUUGCCGAGGACGCAACGAUUUUGUCUGAAGAAGACUCCACGCUCUUACCUUCUGUAACAAAUGAAGAUGAUAGAUUCAAGGGAUCCCCAGCUGUUGGUGUCUUGGUAGCCCUCAGUAAACCUCCAUAUGGUCUUUACUCUGGACGUCGUGAAAUAAACUUGCCCGUCGGAAAAAUCUCAUCCCUUGUGGCUUCCUUGGCUAAUACCAACCCGACAAACGGUGAACAAUUUAAACUAGAUUUUAUAGAAGGAGCACUUCACUAUCCUAUGUACUAUGACUAUCACAUUCAGAACUUUACCAAGCAACGCCUCCAUGAGACAUUAGAGCCCGGUCAAGAGACUUCCCUUUAUUACAGAUUCAAACCCGCUCCUGAAUUAGCUGGUCGAUCUUUUGACCUGUCUAUUGUUGUCUACUAUCAUGACAAUAAUGACAUUUAUUAUGCUCAUAAGUUAUUUAAUCAAACUGUUAACUUGUUUGAAAUCGAAGAAGGUGUAGACACUGAAUUGAUUUUCUUGGUUAUCUUAGUAAUUGCCUUGAGUAUAGCAAUUCUAAUUGGUAUCUGGCACUGGUUCACCUCAAUCGCUCAAAAACGACAGCCAGCCAAAAAGUCUUCAAAAGUGGUCGAAAAUGAUGGUGAAAAUGCAGUCGAGAACGAAUACCUGGCACUGAUAAAAAACAAGCCUCAAAUUAAAAAAGAUCGCUCUGACCAAAUAAUUCGUCGGCACCAGGGUAGACGCUAAGUAACCGAAGAUAGUACACACUUCAGCUCAACUACUUUCGACUUUCUCACUCGUGUACACAUGUCAUCUGUAAAAAUCUGCAUACAGUAUUUUUAAACUGCGUUUAAAAUAACCACUUUUUAUCUUUCUGUACUGUUUGAUCAGUCUUAAGUUGUUCCUGCUAAUAAAACCCUAUCUGGUCAAGCAUGUACUGUUCUAGCAAUUCGUAAGCGAUCUUGGGAAUAAGUUCAACUUGUUAUGUUUUUCGAGUAAUAAACUCAUAUUAACCAAUUGCACUCAAGUGGUAUGAUUUAGUGGUAGUUACAUAUUUUUGGUUAGUCUGUGUAAGUUCAACCCAAUGUUAACGUCACAUAUUUUUCAGUUACUUAUACGAAUGUUUCUCGACCUAGUGACACUUCAGGUCCUGGAUGUCUUGCAAAGUAAUCGGUUUCGAUCCGCGACAUCCUCUACAUACAUAUUAAGCACUUUAAGACAAUGCACAAAUUAGUUUAUGUAACCAGUAACUUGGAUUGAAUGAUUUACUGAUAUGUUGGACAAUAGUUAAAGAAAAAGCAGCAUUAUGUGUUCAAUACUAAAUAAGAAAAUAGUGUUACUGGUCUUUCUCAGUGUUUUUGUUUGAUACACGCAGGGUCCGAGUAAAAAACUUCGGUAUUCCUGGCCGAAAUUUUGAUGCGAAAGAUCGAAGAAUAGUUAAAGGAUACCAGAGGAUCCAAACAAUGACCUGUAAAAAGAAAAGUUGUUCCACCUUUCACAAUUAUCCGAAGGUUUUUAAACUCGGCAAAAAGCAUUUAUAAGAUAAAUUUAGCUGAAUCUUCUUAAUAUAGAAAUGGUAAGGCAAGUUACGUCGCUUGCGACUGUUGCAUCUUAAGAUUUUAGUCUCAGUGGCAUCCUUGAACAGUAAAAGAACAAUGAUGUCAGUCUCCGAAAACGUCGAUUAGUUACUGUAGUUUUAAUCAGAAUCAAUAUGGCCUCAAAAGAGUGUACUACAUACUACUUAGUUGCUUAUAUUCUCUCAACAACAAACUAUGAUAAGCCUCCAUUUUGAACUCCCACAAAUCAUAAGCUUAUUUUAAAAGGGUUAGGGGAACUUUGUGAUGGUGAAUAUAUGUAGCUCAGGAGGACUUUGCAGUUGUGUUUCAAGCUGGGUAAUUUCGUCGGAGUUUCUAGUGUAUUUUAAGACAGCAUCGUUAAGAAGUACUUUAAGAAAAGUGUGCUGCUGGAAUCUCUUCACAACCGACCACUGAGAAUGUGCCAUGAAUAGGAAUGUCCAAACUAAUACCCAGAGAUCAUUAUUGGAUCUUACAAAGGAUUUGUCACUUUUAAAGUUGCGACUCGAUGAAGAUCAUAAUUAUGUGCGGUGAACAAGUGUGCACAACUAAACAUUACUGUUCAACAAGUCAUCAGUGGGCGUGUAUUAUUAAUUAGCAUAGGUGUUAUAUAAAUGCAAUGGUUUAGUAUUGAAAGCACCUUUAACUAACAGAUUUUGCAUGUUUCGUUGGUUGGGUAGUAUUGCUAGACCUCAUACAAGCGCCUUUCAAAGUCACAUACUUAAAGCUGCAAUUGUGACAUUAUUUAUUUUUUCAACACAAAUAUUGGUACAAAGGCGCACCGAAUACAUAUGUACUACACAAGUCACUUGAUUUGUGUGUGUACCACGAUACUGCACGGGUGCCCAGACCGAAGCAGGUGGUUUUCUUACGAGACCACACCCGGAGACCUCGUUCUAGAAAUCUGAUCCACAAGGCAAUGGAGCAACGCCAAUAGAUGGAGUCCUAGCCGGUGGUCAACAAUUGGUUCAUACAGCAUUUGUCCCCUAAGGAUACUGGAGCCCGUGUACACCACCGGUUCGCGAUCAAGGUUUUCCAACUUCGCUAGGUGAACUUUCCGUGUCCACCAACCCAGGUUAAGCACUGGCCAUUCGCUUUUCGGUGCCGCGAGAAUGUAGUGAGUACGACUUUACUGGUAGUGGCUGUAUACGCUUGACCAUAUGUGAUCAUUUAGACAGGGAUAGCAGACUAUCCCAACCCUCAGCCGUAACAGGGCAUUUGCGGGCUAAUUCAGCAAUACUGACACCAGGUACUGUAUAAUUUCUUUAUUGGCGGAAAAAACGCUCACUGCUCAUAAUGGUUGUGUACUCACGCCGUGUAUGUAUUAAUCGCAUAUUCACUAAUCGGUAAUAAUUCACUAUCUUUAUUCAAAAAUCAUGCUCACCAUAUAAGUAGAACACAAGACUCAAAUGUGCGUCUACAUAGAUUGAUUUUUAUCACAUAAGUAUUUACGAUAUGGUUUUACUUUGAGAUACAAGGCAAUUCAGUUAUCAUGUAUGGUGAGUAGAUUUCGUUACGACCAAUGCAUGUUGUGAUACUUUAGUUGAGUCUUGUGAACGUACUUAUCAGGAUGAUCUGGUUUUUGUUAACAAUUAAGUGAGCUUAUGGUGUGUCUGACUGGUUAGUAAAUAACCACUUAACUAAUCAUCAAGUGCAAACAGAAGCUUUUAGGCAUGCUUUCUAAAAGUUAAGGAUUGAGAAAACAUGCCUAAAAGCUUCUGUUUGCACUUGAUGAUUAGUUAAGUGGUUAUUUACUAACCAGUCAGACACACCAUAAGCUCACUUAAUUGUUAACAAAAAACCAGAUCAUCCUGAUAAGUACGUUCACAAGACUCAACUAAAGUAUCACAACAUGCAUUGGUCGUAACGAAAUCUACUCACCAUACAUGAUAACUGAAUUGCCUUGUAUCUCAAAGUAAAACCAUAUCGUAAAUACUUAUGUGAUAAAAAUCAAUCUAUGUAGACGCACAUUUGAGUCUUGUGUUCUACUUAUAUGGUGAGCAUGAUUUUUGAAUAAAGAUAGUGAAUUAUUACCG